Esox lucius (northern pike) is the source of this 2258-nucleotide messenger RNA. It is a transcript of the gene pif1, whose product is annotated as PIF1 5'-to-3' DNA helicase homolog (S. cerevisiae). Gene Ontology annotation, biological process: DNA repair; telomere maintenance. The coding region runs from base 6 to 2054 and encodes 682 amino acids. The transcript has 13 exons. Gene Ontology annotation, molecular function: DNA helicase activity. The record is from RefSeq and is a predicted model, not a curated record. Lineage: Eukaryota; Metazoa; Chordata; Actinopteri; Esociformes; Esocidae.
UACACAUGCCGACAAUUUUGAAAACUGCAUUUACAGCUACAGGACUUCCAAAACCAGAGCAGCUAAAUAACAACAAAGCAAUUCAAUAUUUGGUCAAGCUUUAUUUGUCUUCAAAGAGAACCCACUCAACAAUGUUGCAAGGGAGCGACGGUUUCCAGCUCAACUGUAAUGUUGUGGUGGAGCGCCUCAACUCCUCUGGCCAGGCAACUAAACGACAAGUCAUCCGUAAGGCAACUGUUAUUUUGGGGCGCAACGAGUUCCAAGAGAUAACCCUGCGCGUUCAUGAUGGCAAAGUACCCCAAAGUUACAUACUGAAAGACUUUCAGCUCUUCUCACGUUUUGCCAAGGAUGGCAAGUGCACUGUCAAGCUGCUCCCUGACAACAUCCAGGUACUCAUAUCGGACUGCCCGCCCCACCUACUGAACAUUUUCCUAAAGACCUUAAGUAUCAAACACCAGGCCUGGCAGACUAGCAAGUCCAUGACUGACCGUGAGAAGCUGAAAGCCUGUCUGCCUCGCAGCUUUGAGACAAUCAGUCCAUUACAGCAGAAGGAUGUACUGAAGGCCAAUGAGUUGAGGAGCAAAGUGAAUGCUCCAGUCUCUUCUAAAGGCCUAACUGUGAGGACUGGCAAUAAGAUGACCGGAGGGCCACAUGGACAACCGGUCAAGAGACCAAGGACGGACUGUGACUCCAGCCCAGUAAAGGCAUUACAUCCAAGCAAAAAGCCCAUCCUGUCUUUACCAGCAGCACGCAAGUUGAACAAAGAACAAGCCGCAGUCCUCAGUGCAGUCUUGAGUGGCAAGAAUGUGUUCUUCACUGGCAGUGCAGGCACAGGUAAGUCGUUCCUGCUGAAGAGGAUUGUGGGCUCACUACCGCCAAAAAGCACCUACGCCACAGCCAGCACGGGUGUGGCAGCUUGUCACAUUGGCGGAACUACGCUACACAGCUUUGCCGGUAUUGGUUCUGGUUCAGCCCCUCUGGAGCAGUGUAUAGAGCUGGCCCAGAGGCACGGAGUCCUGCAGCACUGGACAAGCUGUCGCCACCUCAUCAUCGAUGAGAUCUCCAUGGUGGAGGCCCAGUUCUUUGACAAGCUGGAGGCCAUUGCCAGGUCAGUCAGGCGAUCCACGGAACCGUUCGGUGGCAUCCAGCUGAUAGUGUGUGGAGACUUCCUUCAGCUGCCCCCCGUCUCCAAGGGAAAAGACAAGGCCAGCUUCUGCUUCCAGUCUAGAAGCUGGCGGAAGUGCAUCCAGCUGAACAUGGAGCUGACAGAGGUGCGCCGGCAGACAGACCAGGUCUUCAUCUCCCUCCUACAGGCAGUGAGGGUGGGCAGAGUCACAGAGGAAGUCACUGCCAAGCUAAUGGAGAGUGCCUAUCACAAGAUCGAACGGGAUGGUAUCCUGGCAACCAGGCUGUGCACUCACAAGGAUGACGUGGAGCUGACUAACGAGAACAAGCUCCUGCAGCUGCCAGGGUCAGUGCGAGUGUUUGAAGCGGUGGACAGCGACCCGGCACUGGUCAAGACCAUAGACAGCCAAAGUCCUGUCAGCAGGCUGCUGCAGCUCAAAGUGGGCGCUCAGGUCAUGUUGACCAAGAACCUGGAUGUCCAGCGGGGCCUGGUCAAUGGAGCCCGAGGCGUCGUAGUUGACUUUCAGCCAGGGAAACUAGGGCUUCCGCGUGUCCGUUUCCUAUGCGGCACCACAGAGGUGCUGAAACCCGAGCGCUGGAUGUUUAAGGCAGGGGGCGGUGUCUACCUGAGCCGCCAGCAGCUGCCCCUCAAGCUGGCCUGGGCCAUCUCCAUCCACAAGAGCCAGGGCAUGACCCUGGACUGUGUGGAGAUCUCCCUGGCCCGGGUGUUUGAGAGCGGCCAGGCAUAUGUGGCUCUGUCGCGGGCCAGAAGCCUGGAGGGCCUAAGGGUCAUGGACUUUGACCCCCGGGUGGUCCGCGCCGACCCUGACGUGAUGCUCUUCUAUAGGAAGCUGAGGAAAGAGCGGCUGCUGCAGCAGGCCUCAAUGGAUGAGUUUGUGGGCAGGAACAACAAGGAAAACUGUUGGUGAGGAAGAAACCUGAACACCCACGCUGUGCAUUGGGUGCAUGACUGUGUCGAUCUCCACAACAACGUAACAUUUUUGUUGACGGUUUUAGUUUCAAGAUUUCAAGCCGUGAUUUGACUGACCUCUGGUUGUAUGGCUUUGUACCCAUCAUGCAUCACCACCAUUUAACUUUUACCUGUUUAUUUAUUUAUUAUUAACUUUUUUUUA